This is a messenger RNA of Aspergillus pseudonomiae, 1227 nucleotides long. RefSeq names its product FAD binding domain-containing protein. The record is from RefSeq and is a predicted model, not a curated record. The transcript has 7 exons. Gene Ontology annotation, molecular function: flavin adenine dinucleotide binding. NCBI's taxonomy places the organism in Eukaryota, Fungi, Ascomycota, Eurotiomycetes, Eurotiales, Aspergillaceae. Bases 1 to 1227 code for a protein of 408 amino acids.
AUGUCUGAUAAUAUCCUGUGGGAUCUGCCAGCUCUCCGGGCCACUGUCACGCCUGACUGUGAGAUCCUUCACGAUCCUCAGGACCCUCGAUUUCACGAACGUCUCAGGCGUUGGACCGGCAUCGACCGAAGGACCCCCCACUGCUAUUAUCCUCCCCCGUCGUCCAUUCCCUUUGUGACCACCUGUGGCGGCCAUAGCGCCUGGUCGACGAUCGGUGUGGAGGGAAUAAUUAUCGGCCUUAGUACAAAGACCGCUACUUUGGUCGGCGGGGUUCUAUCCAAACAAGUGGGCAUGCGUCUGGCCAAAGCAGGGCUGUUCACAGCACUAGGAAACGGCAAUAUGGUCGGUGCAAUCCCCUACUUUCUCGGCGGUGGGGUCUCCAUCACGUCCUCUAUCACAGGGUUUGGGUCCGAUCAAAUCGUGUCCGCGCGGCUUAUCACGGCUAAGGACGGUGAGAAGCUGAUCGAGUUCUUCGGGCUGGUAACUGAACUCACAAUCCGUGCACACCCGCUCUCCCUCCUCCGUAGGCAAAAGGGCCUGAUUUGGAUCGGAGCUUUUAUCUUCCCACUCGAACGGGCAACGGAGGUGGCUCCAGUGAUGAAGAGACUGAUGGCAGAUGCCCAAUAUGAGGUUGCAGGCUUGAUGAUGAUCAGUACUCCGCCACCCACUCGCACUCCAUACCUGGUCAUCGCCGCGCGGUACACCGGCGCUGAGGAACCGCAAGUCCCAUUCAAAGCACUCUACGAUCUGCAUCCCAUGGUUGUCACCGGAGGUGACGUUCCCAUCCAGAACACCAGCGACGCACGGGAAGUCCUGUGCGCAAAGGGCGAUUUUAAACAGUUCGGUGUGGUCGGAUUACAUGAGUUCAACGCUGACGGCCUUGUACGCACUAUUGACACCUGGAAGCAAAUGGUGCAUGACUGCCCCGAUGCCAUCAAGACUGGGUUUAACUUUCAAUGGGAUUCACGGCCAGUCAAGACGCCCGAGGUGGAGUCGGCUAUGUCCUUGCACGAUAUCCGAUACUGGCAGAACAACUUGAUCUGGCAUACAGAGGUAAGGAACAGUGGUAAGGUGGGGGCGUACAACAAUGAGUGCAUCUCCAUCAUGCGCGGUGUCGAUCAGUCACACUUCAGACCCUAUCGCGGACAGGUUCGCUUGGAGAAGCUACGUAGAUUGAAAAUAGAGUGGGAUGCGCAAGGUGCGUUUACUAGGCAAAUGCUCGAUUGA